Lindgomyces ingoldianus is the source of this 1243-nucleotide messenger RNA. Its product is annotated as mitotic checkpoint protein-like protein BUB3. Bases 17 to 1063 code for a protein of 348 amino acids. NCBI's taxonomy places the organism in Eukaryota, Fungi, Ascomycota, Dothideomycetes, Pleosporales, Lindgomycetaceae. Gene Ontology annotation, molecular function: ubiquitin binding. Gene Ontology annotation, biological process: mitotic spindle assembly checkpoint signaling. The record is from RefSeq and is a predicted model, not a curated record. The transcript is spliced from 3 exons. Gene Ontology annotation, cellular component: bub1-bub3 complex; kinetochore; mitotic checkpoint complex.
CCCGAAUAUUUCCGCCAUGAGCAGCCAAUUCGAGCUCGCCCAGAACCCGACCGAACACAUUUCCGCGGUGAAGUUUGCGCCCGACUCAUCAACACGGCUACUCGUCUCCUCCUGGGACCGAAACGUCUAUUUGUAUGACACACAUGCAGAACCCGGCGGCAAGCUGCUUCAGAAGUUCCAGCAUCGCGCGCCGGUUCUCGACAUAUGCUUCGGCCGAGACGACAACGAAGCCUUUAGUUGCGGAGUGGACUGGGAUGUACGGAGACUCGACCUGAAUACCGGCGAGCAGACAGUGCUCUCCUCUCACCAGCAAGGCGUGCGCAAUGUCAUCUUCUCCUCCAAACACAACCUCCUUGUCUCAGGUUCUUGGGACUGCACCCUGCAUGUCCACGACCUCUCCUCCGACAACUGGGCCACCAUCCAACUUCCCUCUAAAUGCUUUUCCCUCUCUGUAUCCCCGUCGAAGCUCGUUGUAGCCAUGUCCACCCGUAUGCUCCACAUUUACCAACUCUCGGACCUGGCCCAGGCAGUGGCUCAGUCGAAUGCCCCAGCACCGAACAUAGUCCAGGUCAACCCCUGGCAGCAAAGGGAGAGCUCUAUGAAGUACAUGACGCGCGCCGUAGCCUGUAUGCCCAACGAUGCCGGCUACGCUAGCUCUUCGAUCGAAGGCCGUGUCGCCGUGGAAUGGUUCGACCCGAGCGAGGCAUCCCAAUCCCGCAAAUACGCCUUCAAAUGCCAUCGGCAGACGGUGGACGGGCAGGAUAUUGUAUACCCCGUGCAUGCGCUUGCAUUCCACCCUGUUCAUGGAACGUUUGCUUCGGGAGGUGGCGAUGGAGUAGUUGCGCUGUGGGAUGGUGUACAUAAGAGGAGGAUCAGGCAAUAUCAGAAAUUCCCGGCUUCUAUCGGGUGCAUGGACUUCAGUGGGGACGGUAAGUAUCUCGCCGUUGGCGUGAGCCCUGGCUUUGAGGAUGGAAUGGAUGACAUGCCUGAUGGAGUAGUCAAGGUCUUCAUCCGCGAGCUUGGUGAGACGGAAGCGAUGGGUAAGGGCGCCAGCAAGAAGUAAAUGGCUCGGAACAGGGUACGGCGUCAGGCGUCUAAAGACAUCCUGCACGGAUUUGAUCACUGAGACGCAUCCUUUGAUGGGAACUCAUUGCAGAGGCAAACCAAUUGAUUCCUUCUGCAAUUCACGCUUCAGCAACUUAUGCUGAACGGGAUCCGCUCGGUGGUAAACUAAGCUUUUGUC